This is a messenger RNA of Bactrocera oleae (olive fruit fly), 7774 nucleotides long. Its product is annotated as frizzled-2. NCBI's taxonomy places the organism in Eukaryota, Metazoa, Arthropoda, Insecta, Diptera, Tephritidae. Gene Ontology annotation, cellular component: plasma membrane. Gene Ontology annotation, biological process: canonical Wnt signaling pathway; non-canonical Wnt signaling pathway. Gene Ontology annotation, molecular function: Wnt receptor activity; Wnt-protein binding. The record is from RefSeq and is a predicted model, not a curated record.
AUUGUACAAUAGCAUGUAACCGGUUAGUGAGAGCCGUAAAUAAGAAACAGUUGAGGGAGCGACACUAGCAACUAGCGGCGUAAAGAUACACCAGCAGCAACACCACCAACACACACAUCACUCGCAGCUGUAAAAAUGUGUUGGCUUUUCGCUGUGCACUCUACUCGUCGUGUGCGCUACUGCAACCUUGCCCACUUUAUCUGUGAGCCACUUUAAUUCAGUUCAUUUCUAGCGAUCGUGUCGUUUGGUUGAUUUGAGUAAAUUUGCGGAAGUGUACUCGAACGUGUUGUUGUUGCAUAGCGUAUACAUUUGCGGUCGAAAGCGAACGAGUAGCGAAACAAUAAAUCUUUGCAUUGUUGUGAAAGAAGUGUUGUUGGGGUACAUAUAUAAAUUUUGAAACAAUAAAGUUACGAACUUUUUAUGUUGCAAUAACAAAGUUUGUAUAUUAAAUGAAAAAAUGUGAACUACUCAUUGAUUUUCGGCUCAACUCGCGCAAAAUUCUCGUCACAAUCAACCCUGACUACACUCCGUUGGUCCGGUUUAGUUUUUGGACAGCCCGGUUAUUUUUGUAUACACGCGUCGUUGGCAAUGUUGUCAUUUCGUUACGACUCGUUUUCAACAAUUUAUUUUCCAUAAAUAAAUUUGCUAUGCUUUGUUAAAAUUAGUGAAAAAACCAAAAACAAAACAUAAAUAACGAGCAAGCGAGGUGAAACAGCAAGAAAGUAGAAACAUAGAAAACGCUAAAAAGGAAAAAACAACAAUAAAGAAUUAACCAAGAGUCGCAAGCAAAGUGUCGGAGUAACGCAGUCAAAAGAAAAACGAGAGAAUCAUUGUUAGCGGCGAAAAAGCAACAAUAACAACGGCGGUAAAUAUGUGCACGCGUUUAAGGAGAGCAAGCAAAGCAUAAAAAGUAAUAACAAAUAGUGAAAAAAGCGCUGAAAUAGAACUAGUAAGAAGUGGAAAAGCGGAGUAAACGUGAAAAAAGGAAAAUCAGCAUUUUGCGCAGACAGACAGAUAAUACUGUUUUUUGGUGUAAUAUUACUCUUAGAAAAAGUUUGUAAUUUAUUUAGUUUAUGUUAUUGCUUUUGUUGUUUGUGUUGAUGUUUAAAAUGUGAUCGAUGAUGUUGACGGCGUCAGCAUAGGCACUCUGGCAGACGGUAAACGGCGCAAGCUGCACCUGAUAUUAAUGAAAACGGUACAAUUAAUUUUUAAUAGGAAUGAAAAACGAUAAUUUUGAUUAUAAAAAGCAAUGAUAAAAAGUCGCGACAAUUUUCCUGAGAGCUAUAAAUAGUUGCCCGUAAAAGCAAACAUUAUUAACAAACAAAUUAUUAAAAAUAAAAAAGUCCUAAACUAACGAAUAAUCAACGAGUCAUUAAAUAGUGUUUGAACUGCAGCAUUUUUUUUACGCAAAAUUUGCUGUCAAGUUGUGCUAUUUCUCUCAUUCUAUUAUCGCUUCUGUUUACUAUUUACAAAUGUACUUUGAAGGUAUUUUGGUUCUGUGAUAACUUUGUGCCAAAUUCACUAAAAUUUUGCUAUCUUUGUUACACACAAAAAUCUGUUUGGAAUUGAAACCAUUUUCUUAAAACUUUUGGAUAAAUCGAAUAACUGCUGAAAACCAUAGAGAUCUGCAAAUUUCUACUUAACUUAUCAAACGCAAAUGCCGCAAAGUAAUUAAACUUUCAACAACGACAAAAUGGAAUUGGAAAUGUUAUCCUUCAUUUGUCGCCCAGCGCUGAUUUGACAACGUGCUGCGCCUGCGGUUUAAGCAUUCGUACGUACAGCGCACGUCUCUGGCAUUGCUACAGCCACUAACUUUGCUACACAUUUGCGCUGUCAACUGUCUUCAGUCAGCUGUAGGCUGUCAACUGUCAUAGACAACUGAAAGUUUUUAACAAGCGCAACUCAUUCUUAAAACUACAAUUUUGUUGGACACAGCGCCGCUUUGGAGCGACUUACUCGCAUGAGCAUAAGUUUCGUGCAAAAUAUUUAAAUAAAAAACUUACACACAUAAAUAUAAACACAUACAGACGUCAUGUCACGCACAACGGUACACAACAGUAAGACGACGCGACGGCAUCCGCUUGCGUUAUGCAAUUCUGUCUUUGCGCUCAGCAUCGUGCUGCUGCUACACACACAUAACUGUCAUGCGGACGGCAUGCAACAUCUCGCGGAUAGCGGCGGCGGCGUUGGCAUGGGCGGCAUGGGUCCACAUUCAAUGGAUGUUAGUCCCGCGCCGGGUUAUGGCCUACCCGCCAUACCAAAAGAUCCGAAUUCACGCUGCGAAGAGAUCACUAUACCAAUGUGUCGCGGUAUUGGUUACAAUAUGACCUCCUUUCCGAAUGAAAUGAAUCACGAAACACAGGAUGAAGCUGGUUUGGAAGUGCAUCAGUUUUGGCCACUCGUUGAGAUCAAAUGCUCGCCAGAUUUGAAAUUCUUCCUUUGUUCUAUGUACACGCCUAUCUGUUUGGAGGACUAUCACAAACCAUUACCGGUUUGUCGUUCGGUUUGUGAGCGCGCACGUUCGGGUUGUGCGCCGAUCAUGCAACAAUAUAGUUUCCAGUGGCCUGAGCGUAUGGCUUGCGAACACUUGCCUUUGCAUGGCGAUCCGGAGAAUUUGUGCAUGGAACAGCCAUCGUAUACGGAGUCGGGCAGCGGUGGUUCGGGCCGUGAUGGCACGUCCGGCAGCGGCUCGGGCGGCAGCGGUGGCAGUGGUGGUAGCGGCAGUGGCGGCGGUGGUGGUAAACGCAAGCAGUCUGGUUCCGGUGGCUCGACUUCACAAAAAUGCAAAGGCAAAAAUUCAAAAAACUGCCAAAAUUCCCUAGGAGAAAGAACAAACGCAAAGGAUUGCACGUGCUCGUGUCGCCCGCCACUCCUACUCCUGGGGAAGGAAGCGCUAAUGCAGCCACCACACAUGCAUUACCCGUGGUACAUGAAUUCAACUGUACAAAGAAUCGCCGACGUACCAAAUUGCGCGAUCCCCUGCAAGGGCCCGUUCUUCACAAACGACGAAAAGGACUUCGCCGGCAUAUGGAUCGCCCUGUGGUCGGGUCUGUGCUUCUGCAGCACACUCAUGACGCUAACCACGUUCAUUAUCGACACCGAAAGGUUUAAAUAUCCCGAACGCCCGAUCGUUUUUCUCUCCGCUUGCUACUUUAUGGUAGCUGUUGGUUAUCUAUCGAAGAACUUUCUGCAGAAUGAAGAGAUCGCCUGCGAUGGUCGCUACUUGAAGGAGAGCUCCGCUGGACCACAUUCAUGCACUAUGGUAUUUCUAAUGACGUAUUUCUUCGGCAUGGCUUCAUCCAUUUGGUGGGUAGUGCUCAGCUUCACUUGGUUCCUGGCCGCUGGUCUUAAAUGGGGCAAUGAAGCCAUCACCAAACACUCGCAGUACUUUCAUUUAGCCGCCUGGCUCAUACCCACAGUGCAAUCAGUAGCCGUUUUGCUGCUCUCAGCUGUUGACGGUGAUCCCAUACUCGGCAUUUGCUAUGUAGGCAAUCUCAAUCCGGAUCAUCUGAAGACAUUCGUGCUGGCACCGCUCUUUGUAUACCUCGUCAUCGGCACCACCUUCCUAAUGGCGGGCUUUGUUUCACUUUUCCGCAUACGUUCCGUUAUCAAGCAGCAAGGCGGUGUUGGCGCUGGCGUUAAGGCGGACAAACUGGAAAAACUUAUGAUACGUAUUGGCAUAUUUUCCGUCCUGUACACCGUCCCUGCAACCAUCGUAAUCGGAUGCUACCUGUAUGAGGCCGCCUACUUCGAAGACUGGAUCAAAGCGCUCGCCUGCCCAUGUGCACAGACAAAAGGUCCUGGCAAGAAACCAUUGUACUCAGUACUAAUGCUGAAAUACUUUAUGGCCUUGGCAGUUGGUAUUACAUCGGGCGUUUGGAUCUGGUCCGGUAAGACGUUGGAGAGUUGGCGUCGCUUUUGGCGUCGUCUCUUCGGCGCACCGGAUCGCACUGGCGCCAAUCAGGCACUCAUUAAACCGCGACCGCCCAUACCGCAUCCGUAUGCUGGCUCCGGCAUGGGUAUGCCAGUGGGUUCGGCGGCCGGUUCGCUACUCGCAACACCAUACACACAAGCGGGUGGCGCAUCGGUUGCCUCCACCAGCCAUCACCAUUUGCACCAUCAUGUUCUUAAACAACCGGCUGCAAGCCACGUAUGACAUGGAGAGUCAGGCGGAGCUUCAACAAUGGGCGGUGGUGGUGGCGGCGGCGGCGGCAGUACAAUUGGCGGUGGCAGCGUGCUGGGCGGACACGGUACUCUGAUGAGCACAGCGGGUAUGAGCAAUAGUACGGUUGGCGGCGGUGGUGGUGUUGGUGUUGGGGCUCCUCCUGGCAGUAUGUUGCACGGUGGCGGCGGCGGUGGUAUGGGCGUGGCAACGCCCGGUAAUAUGGGUAUGCCUGGCGUUUAUGGCAAUGGUAAUGGCGGCGGUGGCGGUGGUCCAAUGGGCCCCAUGAGCGGCAAUGGCGGUGGUAAUGGUCCCAGUACGGCACCCGGUUCGGUGAUUGAUUCACGCGCGGUGUCCGUGGUCGUUACGUUGCCUGGUGGGCCGGGCGCGCAACACCCCGGGCAGGCGCUGAGCGACUAUGGUCCUAUAUAGUUAAUGGUACGGCCAGAUACAGCGCACUGGGUGUCGACGAGCAGUUUUUCGCAGCUCUAAAUGCAAGCGAUUGCAUUGUUGCAUUUUUCUUUAAGUUUGCGCACUUUGGCGCCUGCGCUUUAAAGCGCUUGCGUAGUGUUAAUGUUGUAGAGUUACAACAACAAUGCGCCAUAUUACUUUCUGCUAGUUUAUAGUUGUACAAUAAUAACAUAUUUAAAUACAUAAAUUUAAACGAAUAUGUAAUAAAGUAACGAGUAAGCAAGCUAAACUAUAUAAUUCUAGUCCAUUUUCAUUGAAAGAAAAAAAUAUUUAAAAAAAAUAAAUCAAAAUAAAAAAAUUAAUAAGUUAAAAUUGAAAAUGUAUGAGACAACAACAAAGCACAAUUUCUAUAAAAUAUCACUAAAUGAAUUAAAGCAAAGAUAGUCAAUAGCUUAUGGAGUAAAACUUGAUCUUGCUGCACCAUUUUUUUCUUCUUAAUAAAAAAAUAUAUAACAAAAAGCAGACAAAUGAAAAAUUUUAAAAUAGCAAAUGAAGUGUUGAAAAGUUAGAAAAGGGUUAAGCGAUACGAAAAGCACAUGAAAUGCGCGCGAAAAAACAGUUUUUCUAUAAAACAUAUUUUAUAAAAAAAUCUAUUAACAUCAUUUCACUUAUUCCUAAUUCAUUUUUCAACUCUCUACUCAAAUAGACUGAUUUAAAGUAAUAUUAAAAAAAUAAAAAUAAAUAAAUAUAUUUCACUAAUAAAGAGGAACACAAUAUUAUAAAUAUACGAAUUGUGUAGAAACCCGCAUAAAAUAUUUAAAUUAUGAAAAUUUUGACGGAAUGCAUAUGAAAAGGAAAAACAAAAAAACCGACAGGGUAGAGAAAAACAAUGUAAAACUAAAACGAUUUUCAAUUUCCCUGCCACCGAAAUUGCUUGAAAAUCGCCACUGCCAAAAACGCCAAUGCCAUAUUGCAUUACAAAAACAAAAGUUAUCAUAAUAAUAACAACAAUAACACUACUUAUACAUCUACAUAAAAAAUGCAUGUAAAUUUGCCAGCAAAGAAAAUCGAAUAUCAAAAAGUGUAAGUAGUUAGCGGAGAUGAGUUAAAAGCAUAAUUACGAAAAGAAACGUAGUAAACGUUUAAAGCAUUUGUAAAAUAUAUUUCAUGUUUAUUUGUAGCAUUUAUUACGCCUAACUGUAUGUAGCGUUUGUAUGUAAGCAUUGCUAAAUAUAAAAAAUAUUGUGGAAUAUCAUGGCAAAACACACAUUGUGAGUUUGAAAUGAAAAAUUAUAAUCCACAUGACAUGAAAAAUUGCACUGAAAAGUAUUUAUGAUUAAUUUAUGAAAUAUCAAAUGCCAACGAGUUAGCGCAAGCACAUAAUGUCCAACUGUAAAUACUGAAUUUUAGUUUUUUUUAUUUAAUAGCAUAAAAUUUAAUUAUUUAAGAAAUUAUACGCGCGAAAUUAUUUUGUUCAAAAAUGCAAAUUACUGCAAGUGAAAUUAUAUGAAAGUGCACUAAAUAAUUUUAAUACGAAAAACACGUGUUGUCACAAUAUUUUUUUAUUUUUUGGAAGAAAAAAAUUUUACUUUGCAUAAAAAUUGAAAGAAAAAUUUACAUAAUAUUUAGAAGAAAAAACUAUUUUUAUAUAAUGAUUGCAGGAAAAAGAUAUUUUUUUAUUUCUCUACUUGCGAGAAUACAUAAUUUAAGCGAAUUUUCUUAUUUUCAAAAUAUUUGUUGAGAAUUUUGAAUUUUUUUAAGAUUUUUUUUUAAAUAUUUCCUUAAUUAUUAUUUUUAUUGAAGAUUUCAUUUUCUGCACUUUAAUACAACAACAAGCGUAAUGUGUUUUGUUUAAAAAAUUUAUUUUUAUUAAAAAUUGUUUGUUAAAAUUUUUUUAAUAUUCCUUCAAUUUUUUAAUUUUUACUCAAUACGUAUAUUAAAAAGAUAAAUUAAACUUUCUACAAAAUUUACAUUAAAUUUUCUGCAACUAAAGCUUUUUCCAUUACAAAAAUGGUGUUGCAAUUUUUCCAAAAAUGUUUUAAUUAUACAAAAUUCUAAAACUAAAUUUUCUUCAAGAAAUUCUGUUUAAUUUAAAAGUAAAAACUAUUCAACAUAAAGAUUAUGCUUAGUAUUUUUAUCAAAAUUCAUUGUUUAUAAAAAAAAUAUGUUUAAUUAAUUUGAAAAAAAAGAAAAUUCGCUUCAAUAUUUUGAAAAAAAGUUUAUUAUUUAUUUAUGGACGAUUUUAAAAUUAAAUAUUCAUGUCAUAAAAAUUGUUCUUCCAACAGCAAAAUUCUGUUCAAUAUUGUGAAGAAAAAAAGUUGUGUACAAUUUAAUUUUUAAAAUUAAAAUAUUCUCGCUAGUUGUGUGAAUAUUUCACUUGUUUGCUUAAAAAUCAUUUCGUUAAUUUUCCAAAACCGAAAACGUACUUGCGUUGGGCGGACGCAACAACCACAGAAAAUAAUUUUAUUUAAAACUAUUUUUUAAUUAAGCGCAUACAAGAAUUUCCUACGUAUUUUUAAUAAGUUUAAUUGUUUACAUUUAUAAAGAAUUAAUAAUAAUAAGUAUUUUUGUUUGUUUUUCGUUUCAUUUGUAUUUCUUGCUGCAGAGAAAUUGUACAUAUUUGCAUGUAGUCAAGCAUUAUAUAAAUUAAGUUAAAAAAAAUACUUAUUUUUUUAUAAUCGUGUGUUAAUGAAAAAUAUUAUGCCAACAAGUACAUAGUUAUAUAAGCGUAAGCAAAGUAAUUGUAUUGAAUUUGCAAAGCAUUAAAAUUUAUUUAAAUAUUAUUAGUAUUUAUGCAAGAAAGAAAAUAUAUAAUAUGUUUGUAUUAAGAAAAUUUAUUGAAAAUUUCGGAAUGUGAGUAGGUUUGGUUGUUUUUAGAUUAAAAAUAAUAUAAGAAAGGAUUAAACAUUACUAAAUAUAUUGUUUUGAGCCUAAAACACUCAACAGCAGCCAUUUUUUUGGAAACUCACAUUCAAAGUUGUGCGGCUGUUCUCUCUCAGCCGGUUUUUUCACUGAACGAACAACUUUUCUCUUGCUUUAUUAUAUUUAAAUUUCACCUAGUUUAAGUUAAACAGUCGAAAAGUUGAAAUUGUGUAUUUUAUUUUAUACUUUAUCUUUUAAUGAUUAUACUUUAUCGAUUGAUUAUUGUUUUUAUUUAAAAAUGCUAAAUAAAAUGCAAACAAAAAAUAAUUAUUUACAAAA